AUGCCGGCCCCGUUCGCCGAAGACCAGAAUGGCUCCUGCGGCAUGAAUAUACACGCUAAUAUUGAGCGUCUGGACCUUAAGCCGACAAUCCAGCCUUUCGCUGGCCGUAUUGGUGGCCACCAGGGCCUAGUGCUAGACCCUAACGAUGCAAGCAACGCCGAGCUGCUGAAGCGCAUGCCAGAUGCGGCGCCUUUGAUAAGCUUGCGGCAGGUGUUUGAUCUGAAAGCAUUUCUUGAUAUCGACCUCUGGAAAUUUAGUGCUACUGAGUGUGUAGGCACAAUGAUGCUAGACUUUAUGACUUCGUGGAUCGCAGCGCACCCGCGACCAUCACCCACAAUGACCUCAUCUACAACGACUACCGCAGCCGGCGUUUACGCAACGGCUGCCUUCUUGGGGCCUUUAGUAGGUGGCAUUAGCAACUUCCUUUUCCUCACCCUCUUUAUCUUCACGUUCGCCUCCGUCAGUGGGGCUCAUCUCAACCCUACUAUUACCCUGGCCACCUUCACCGCACAACUAAUCUCGUUCCCACGCAUGGUCCUAUAUAUUGCUGGCCAGAUUCUCGGCGGCACCCUAGCUGGCCUUAUGCUCCACACAGCGUACGGGUCGCGAAACUUCGUUGUAGGCGGUUGCGCUGUGGAUACUGCGCUCGUGUCGGCGCAGCAGGCCCUCGUCCUAGAGUUUAUUUGCUGCCUGACGCUCAUAUUUCUGGCUUUUGGGAUUGGUCUAGAUCCUAGACAGCUCCAGGUCUAUGGAGCUUCGCUAUCUCCUUGGUUGGUUGGGCUUGCUUUAGGCGUUGUAAGUUGGGCUUCGGCAUUUACGAGACCAGGGUAUGGCGGUGCCUGUAAGUUUACUCUUCUCAUUUCUUUUCUUUUUAAUCAGGAGGAGCGCCUGUAG
Penicillium lagena is the source of this 894-nucleotide messenger RNA. RefSeq lists its product as uncharacterized. The transcript has 2 exons. NCBI's taxonomy places the organism in Eukaryota, Fungi, Ascomycota, Eurotiomycetes, Eurotiales, Aspergillaceae. Gene Ontology annotation, cellular component: plasma membrane. Gene Ontology annotation, molecular function: water channel activity. The record is from RefSeq and is a predicted model, not a curated record. The coding region runs from base 1 to 894 and encodes 297 amino acids. Gene Ontology annotation, biological process: transmembrane transport.